UCAGCCUCGCUACAGUGUAGCCUCGCCUUCGUUGACGUCACGGGCGCGCUAUUCAGCGAAAAAGACUACGCCUGCGCACCAGACUGAUCGGCUAUAGAAAGCGCGUCGAGUCAUCGCGAGGCAGGGAAACCAGGAAACAGCGCUAGAGCCACGCGACGAGAAGAAACCGACUGUCUGGCCACCGGAGCGCCGGCCGAGUUCGCUCAAUCCAACUGCGACCGCUCACGAUGAGUUCCAGGGGCUCAGCCAAGAGCCGCAGCAAGCGGCCGUACUCGGUGCACCACCGUGUGCAUUUCAAGAGGCAGCCGUUCUACGAAGUCCUGGCCGUGCUCAUCCAACCAACGCGCCUCAAGACCGAUGCGAACACCAACGCGCACAAGUGCCUGCCGUUCCAGUUCCUGCCGCAUCAUGUGAAUGAUAUUUGCAAGUCGUUGACGCGUAACACGGCAACAUCGACGACUGAAUUCGGGGUACAAGUGCACCUUCGGUUCUGUUUGUACGACAGGCACGAACAGGAUGACAGCUACCCUUACGAUUUGCGCUUGAAGGUCAACAAUAAGCCGUUGGCACUGCCAGAGUCGAUUCCCGUCCAUUCCUCCGGCGGGGUGACCGGACGAAUACGCCUGCCUAUCAACAUCCUCCCUUCCUGUUUUCUGGAGUCUUCGGUGAAAAACAAGGUUUCGGUGUACUGGCGGCCCGAACUCGACCGUGAGUACGUCGCCGGCGUGUACCUGGUUCGGAAGCAGUCGGUAGCGACGAUUCUUCGCGAGCUGCGGCAGAGAAGGAUGCAGAGUGCAACCCUGACGAGAGCGUUGGUCAAGAAGAAGGUGCAGCGCAAGGCAAAUUGCAACGAUGUCGCGGUAACGAGUCUUCAGAUUUCACUCACGUGCCCCCUGAGCAAGAAGCGAAUGAGCGUUCCGUGUCGCGCAGAAGAAUGCAAGCACCUGCAGUGCUUCGACGCGCCCACCUACCUGCAGGUCAACGAGACACGGCCCACGUGGACGUGUCCCGUGUGUGGCAAGCGAGCCGCCUUCUCGUCGUUGGUCGUCGACCAGCUGUUCGUUCGAAUCGUAGAGGAGGCGCCCGGCGACUGCAACAGCGUUGUUUUCCGCGAGGACGGGUCCUGGACUCCGUUGGCACCGCAGGAGGUUUGUGACCGCGGCGACAACGCCUCCACUUCCGCAAUACCGUCCUCGUCGACUGCUCGGUGUUCAAAACGACAUUCGGCGUCCGUGUCUAGCGACCAGGUUGGGCGGGCCAACAAGCGGCCUAAGGUGAAGGUUGUUGACCUUACCGUGGAGGUUAUCGACCUCACCGAGCACAGCAACGCUGACCAGGCGGACGGUGGCGUGUGUCUUCGUCCAGAACAUGCAAGUACUGGGAGGGGACCUAGUGAGACGCUCAGUACUAUUUCACCCCCUCUACCCCCACCUCGCGUCAUCUGUGAGACGCCCAGUACUAGUUCACCCCCUCUACCCCCACCUCGCACCAUCUAUGAUGACUUUUCAGCACCGGACUUUGGGGAAGUCACAAGCAGUGCCGCACGCAAGUUUGAUCUGCGCAGAAUCAUAUUGUGAAGGACAUAGCAUAGGCUCCCCAGCGGCCUUCUGCCAUGGUAAUGUGGAUGUAGCGUGUUAUUCUUACUCGUUCCAUUGGCGUUGUUUCGAGGUGCUGCACAAACAUUGUGUGCCCCUUCAGAACGUUUACGGCUGCAACAACUACCUAAAUUGUCUCUGCAUUGAAAGUGACCAUUCAUGUUAACCCAUUCUCGUGUGCGGUAUAUAUUUUUAAUGUAAAUGGUGCAUCUCGUUUGCCGUUUGAAGCACGGUCCCCUUCUUUGUAUAUUUUUUUUCCUAGUUUCCACGGCUAUGGAAGUCGUCUUUUGUGCCGAUGAAAUCCAACUGAGAUAGCAAACUGAAUCCGGAUUAUCCAUGAGCUCGUUCUAGUGUCGUGCAGA
This is a messenger RNA of Dermacentor silvarum, 1957 nucleotides long. RefSeq names its product E3 SUMO-protein ligase PIAS2. Gene Ontology annotation, biological process: protein sumoylation; regulation of transcription by RNA polymerase II. The record is from RefSeq and is a predicted model, not a curated record. Gene Ontology annotation, molecular function: SUMO ligase activity; transcription coregulator activity; zinc ion binding. The coding region runs from base 228 to 1577 and encodes 449 amino acids. NCBI's taxonomy places the organism in Eukaryota, Metazoa, Arthropoda, Arachnida, Ixodida, Ixodidae. The transcript has a single exon.